AUGGGGGCCUGGGGCGACGGCAAUCAGGAUGGGCGCGGUUCUCCGCUUGCCGUUAGUCGCACAGUUGGUAGCGCGAGCCUGAUUAAUGCCAUGGCUGAGCCGAGCAGCUCUACGGGGCUGCCAGCUAGCAAUGUGCCGGACAGCUCCGGGACGACGACAGCGGCGACAGAAGUGGAAGCCGGCUCAGAUCCGUUGGCGAACCAGGCAGCGGCAGGGACCUCACCGGAUCAUGCGGCUUGGCAUCGAGAUGCGACGUGGUGGCGAGGAGACUGGUCAGAUCAGCAAUGGUCUGGAUAUCGCUGGAGGGGAUCAGAUUGGAGUACUCCAGUCUGGGGGAACCAGUGGUGGUCAGGCUCCGAUGGCGCUGGCGUGGCAACUGACCAAGGCAGGCAGAUGCGGCUUUUGAUCCGUGGGCGAUUGCUGCACGGGCUCCGAGUGCAGGAUCGGGAUCCGCUCCGGGUCAAGGAACGACCGGGCAUCAAUCCGGCUACCAAGGCGGCUGGUCACAAGGCGGCUGGGGAUCCUCGUGGGUGGUCCCAUCGAAGAUACUGGGUCCAAGCCAUCCGGCGUUGGGACAAGAUGACGGAUCUGCCAUUGGGCAGACGCGCCGAGAAGGUGUUGAGGGGGCUCGGCUGGGAGCUUCAACCCGAUCUGGAGCACAUCCCAGAGCACGUGCUCAGCUCAGGCGGCUAUCUCGACGCGAUCUUGGCCGUUAUCGACAUGAAGGCGGGUGUCCGAGAAGAUGAUGAGAAGAGGGAGGCGUUCAGAAGCUUGUUUUAUCAAUCUCAACGGCGUCGUGAAGAGACGCUGGCCCAAUACGCGAUGCGCAAGCAGCAAGACUUCCUGAAAGCCUCUACCUUCGGCAUCGCCGUUCCUCCCGGAUUGCAGGUGAUGCUGAUGCGGGAAGGAGCUCUUCUCUCGGACCAGAACCAGCAGAAUCUCACGGCCCUGCUGCAAGGGCAAGAUGAGGACCCACACGUGGUGGCGAAGUGGCUCAGCAGAAUGGAUGUGCGGGCCGAUCGGCUGCAUGGCUUCGCCGAGGACGAGCCCCUCGGCGAUGGCGGAGAGCUCAACGCGUACGGCGAGGAGGAGGACAUCCCCGACGAGUCGGACGACCUCGAGGAUGCCGCGGUGCUGGCGGAGUUGGACGGCCUCGACCUCUCCGAAGACCAGGUGAACGAGGUCUUCGCGGUGAUUGAGCAGCACAAGAAGAAGAGGACGUGGAAAGAGAACAAGCUUUAUAAGGCCGAGCUGCGCAAGGAUCGAGGCACCAUCUCCAAGGGAGGCGAUCGAGGCUAUCAUCAUCGUGGCGGUGCGGGCUCCUCUGGCUCAGGAAAUCGUCGAGGGCAGCUGAGUCGUGACGAGCUGAAGAAGAUCAGCAAGUGCAGGCUCUGCCACAAGAAGGGCCACUGGGCUGAGGACUGCCAUCUCAACCGGGACAAGGGCAAGGACAAAGGGGCUCCUUCGGGCUUUUGCUACGCGCCGGGGCCGACUGGGGGCUCAGGAGCUGGGUCAGGCUUCUCCUUCUUGUCCUUGGAGGAGAUCCAUCGUGCCGUCACGGUGGCCAAGGAGCGACUUGGUAAUCAGGGAGCAGAUGGCAGCUGGACCUUCUUGUCUCUGAAGGCCGGAGAGGCUAUCCUCGAUAUCGGCGCCACUCAGGACCUGAUUGGCAACACGGCUAUGCAGCAGCUUACGCGAGAGCUGAGCCAGCAAGGUCUCCGUCCAGUGACUGUGGACGUUCCGGUUCCUUCUCCAUCCGGGAUCGGAGGAGCCGCUAAGGUGCUGAAGGUGAUGCUUGUACCCAUUUCACCGGCUGGGGCUCCUGGUAUUCUUCAGAUGACGGUUCUUGAAGAGAACAUCCCUCCGUUGCUGAGCGUGGGCUUCCUUGAGUUUUUGAAAACGUGCAUUGACCUCGAAGAGGAUUCCGUAUCCUUCCGUCGGCUCGGAGUCAAAAUGUCUCUGACAAGGCAGCCUUCCGGCCACCGCACGAUCCCACUGACACAGUGGGGAGGCGGCCGCUUCCCUGUUCCCGAGGAAAUCCUCAGGAAGUACAAGGUCAGCGCAGACGCAUUCCAUUGUCAGUUGAGCACAGUUCUGAAUCAGUUUGUGUGGACGAUGUGGCGAGCUCUACGAUUCAUGCCCCCUCGCGACCCGGAGAGAGGCACUCAGCUAUGGAGGGUGAUGGUGCAGCGAAUGUUGUUUGUGGUCGAGGCGGCCCGGAUCUCCUACAUGAGGCUCAUCCUGUCGGAGCGAGCGAAGUCUUCCAAGUCCGAGCGCCGCAAGUACUUGGAGAACCCCUCGCACGAGCCUGCGAGCUGCCUUCAUCCUGUGGAUCGCCAUCUCCGCCGUGGGAAUCAGUACGGUUCCUGGAAGGUGUGCGGGGUGUGCGGUGCGAGGCUGGAGUACCACAAGCGCUCCAAAGCGAAGGCGAAGGCGAAGGGGCGAAGUCAAGCAGCCAGCAGCGUGGCAGCCCCGGUGAUGGAUCCCGAGCAGGUGAUGGAGAGGCCCAGUCGCUCUCGUGGGAGCGAGGGCUAUCGCCCAAUGCGGGCGGCGGGGCAAGGCUCCUUGGAGGCGGAGACUCUGUCCACCAUGCAGGCGAUGCUGAAGAGCUUCCAGGACCAGAGCAGAGUGGUGUCUCAGGCCAUGGGAAACAUCAGCAGAUCUCUCGAGGAGCUGUCCAAGGGGCAAGGUCAGCUUCUGCUGAUGGCGCAGGACUCGCUGGAGAAGCCCAUAUGGCGAGCAUGGCGGGACGACGACCCAGAUCUCGACGAGCCACGGUGGAUGAAGGUGGAGAAUCCCAACGAGCAGUCUCCCGUUCAGGACUAA
Molecule: messenger RNA, 2826 nt
Organism: Symbiodinium sp. CCMP2592
Lineage: Eukaryota; Dinophyceae; Suessiales; Symbiodiniaceae
Source: the annotation of a GenBank genome assembly